CAGUUUUUCUCAGACAUCAGUGCAUAUCAGUAGACCGCUCAAGACGGACAUACACCCCGGAGUGUGCAUACUUGGACUUGGACACCUUUUUUUUGCGCUCGCGAGGACCUGUGUACGAUUUUUGUUCAGUGCGUUCUGUUUCCAGAAGUUUGAAGAACCGUUUCCACGCGUGCGUGCUUUGUGAAGACGAUUUUUGUGCAAGUUGAAAUUGUACGGGAUUAGUUAAAAUACUUAGUGUGUUUGUGCUUUUGGAAGGGUUUUUGAUUUGACGAGUGACAGAGAGUGCAGAUUCAGAAGCUAUAGUCCCCCUAAUUCAAUAGUGGUAUUUUUCACCCCUGUCAGGACCUCGAAAAAUAUUUCCAAUUUUAUUGAACGCUUCAUUCAACCAUAAAACGAAAAGAAAUGAGUAGAGUGUGAUAUUUUGUUCGACUGUUUUGGAAUGCAAAACAAGAUAGUUUUGGAAGCAAAAGUGCGUACCGACCCUGGAAAACAAACUCGUUUCUCGUGAAAACGAAAACUCUUGAUAAAAUUUCCUCAAAAAUUUCUCUUGCUGGAAAAGAUUUGUUUUUCUUCUCUCUCGUUUUUCUUUUGUCUUCUUAUCUUCCCUUUCGCCCCAAAAUAUUGCGAACAAAAAACGCAGAUAAAGCGCAAGAUGGGCGUUAGCUAGCGGAGAAGUCACAUCCAGCGUGGGUCUAAUGUCUGUGUUUUGCACGCCAAAAAUACUUACAAACGCGCAAACGUAGCCGGAAGCCACGGUUGAGAAAACAAGAAGAACUGAUCAAGAAGAGAGAACAUCGUGCCGAAGCGGACGACCGGGUUCGUCGCCUUUUUGGCCCCGUAAGCAGGCCAAUAAGAGUGAGUGCAGAGUUCCCACCAGCAACAAGCGGGCACUGUAUGUAAACCGUACUCAGGAGUGAGAAAAACGCCACUGGCGCGUAUACAUCAUGAAGUCAAAGGCUUCCAGACCACUGUUGCUGUUCGGCCUCUGGCUGCUACUGGGCCAUACGGCAGCUCAAUCGUCGCAGUCCAUCGGCAACGGCACCGUCACAAUCACCUCCCCAACGUCCACCUCAACCUCCUCUUUCUCGUUCGCCGAGGCCACCCCAUCACAAUCCAAACUACGGUUUCUGCGGCCCACCUACACGCGCACAGAACUUAAAGUUGCUCGAAGUUUAGAACCCGAAAACGUUCAAAAACUGAAUGUGCGUUCGAACAAUGGUCGAAUGGUGGAAAUUAUCGUAAAGAAACGUGACGACAAGAACGCUCAUGCGCGAGGGGUACCCAUUCCACAUAGCUCAAGGCCAGCGUCUUCCGAAGGAUACCGAAUUACCAGCGACAGUUCACCCGAAUCGGUAGACAUCAUCGAUGCCUUUUUGAAACACGUCAACCGGAUAGAAAGGCCGGCACGGUUCUAUGAAGAUGAGAGCUCGAUAAAAAAUGAUCGACGGCCGGUGAGAAUCGCUGUAAAUAGUCGACCGGUUGAUGAUGCGCUAGCGGCCAAUGUUCCAUCGCCGGUCAUAAUCAGCUCAGAUACGAUUUACAUGAAGGACAAUCCCUUUUCCAAGACUAAGAAGAAGGCUCGGGCGUUGCAGGAAAUAGGCGAAGACGGCAUUCCAGUUGUACACGGUAUUCGCGUCCCUGAUGACGAAGAAGAUAAAAGGAAAGUGUGGCGUAACGCCAGGGUAAUCAACGGCGAAUUAGUCCCCUAUGAGAAAGGUCAUGUACCAAAGAAGAUGGAAGGAACUGCAGAUACUUACGGACAGCUUGUCUUCGCCAAACCUAUUACAAAUAGCGAACAGCCAAGCCGCAGAAGAAGCAUUGGUCCAUUCACAACAGCCGAUAACUUUCCGGUCGAUGAAGAACAAUCGAAAAGCUUCGGGCCAUUUAGCGUGGAAGACAAUUUGCGAUCAAGUGUUCGAAUUAACAACGCUCAACUAAGCAUUGGACCAUUCUCGAGGGCAGAUAACGCUCGCGUAUCAAACGCCAAGCUAAUCGAAUACAUUAAGAAAAUCAACGAUCAGGAAAGUAGAAAACACUAUUAUGCGGCUCGUACUCCAAAUAAGGAAAUCUUCGCCGACCAGCCAAAGAUCCAGAGGCGUAUGCUGCAAAAUCCUGGCAAUCCGGUGUAUCCGGUAUCAAAAUUGUAUGCCAUCCCUGGAUCUCAUCAACUGCAAGGUGAGUUGGACGAUGAUUCGAGAAAACCGGUUUUGCAAUACGCACACCCUGAAUUAGGAGUUCAGCCGGCGAAGUUUGUCCCGCCUGAGAAUAAGCCGCCGAAGGCCAUGAAAAAGGUCAUCAAUAUUGAAUACAGCAAACACAAUGAUCAUUCACCAUUUGCCAUAGAACCGGCCAUGCUGGGAAAAGACUACUACAGCGCUCCUCCGAUGAUGAAAUUCUCACAAAAGAAUCCUUAUGACGAAAUGCAUCAACCGGUGAAGAUUCCUGCAACUUAUCCAUACAACUAUGGCUUCAUAAGGCGAGUAAAACCAGAGCGACCAUUCUGGGUGAAGAUCAGUGAACAGGUCAAGGAUGGAUUUCAAUCCGGAAUCCAUUCAGUGCAUGAGUUCGCCAAGCCUGUGUUGGAUCCGUUGGUGGAAGCGGGACAUAAAAUCUCCAAAAACCUGGGAUUUUCGAAGAAAACUAGCGAAGCUAAGGACAAAUCUGAUCUGGUGGUGGCACCAGCUGCAAAUUCGAUUGUUCUGCCAGCUCUAGGAAUGUUGGCCGGAGGUGCUGCGUUGGGGAUGGGCGCCCUUGCCGUUGGACGAUUCUUUGAUAUGGACCUGCUGAGGAGAUCUGGCGAACAGUUGGUCAUGGAGCUGGACGAUCUGGAACAUAAGCGAGCAUUGGAAGGCAUUGAGUCUCAUCCGGAUAAGUAUUAUCUGGUUGUGCCGACGACCGCCAUUACUCGGUUGGAGCCAGUUCAGGAACACGAAGAGCACUUCAAGCGAUCGAAAAGAUCAGUGAACAUGUACCGUCUGGAAGAUGAUACUGUUCAGGAUAAUGAUAUCUAUCGAAAUGACAAAUUCGACGACCAGGGAGACGUGAUUGAGAUAAUUGACCUGAAAUCGCAAGACGACAGCGGUGAACUGCGUGAUGACAGCUACAGUGACAGCGAAGACAGCAUUCAAUCGAUUGCAGAAGAACCGCGUAUUCGGCGGAGGAAGCGAGCCAUCGGAGCAUAUGACGAGAGCAUUGGUCAAGUGUUGCAAAAUGUGGAACAAGACGCUCCCCGGCCUUCGAGGGUUGGGUUUGAGGAGCAGCUGAGACAAACCAACUGGAAGAAUCCUUCCUGUGCCAAACGAACCUUCUGCCAGGUAAUGGUUCAGCAGGGUGCGGAUGACGUGGUGCUCAUGGAGAAGAAGAUGUACACCAUGCUGGAGAUGAUGCACCCAACAUUAGGAGCGAGCCUGACCACCCAUCUGUCCGAGGUAACCGACGCCAUCAGACAGCAUGACUGUGCCCGAUUCGUGUGUCUUCAGUAAGCCUAAUUCACACCUUUUUGAUGUAAAUACCCACACUAGCGACAUAAAACUAGCAGGUUCUGGUGGUGAAAAUAAUUUUAUAUUAAAAUUGCGUUUGAACGUGGAAUACUAGGAGAACGUUACCCACCACGACAGUUAAGAAGGAUUUCAAAGCAACAAUCAGUCAGAAGCCCUACUUCUUUUGAACUUCGAUAUUUCUUGGAAAAUGGACAUACCCGUUGCAUCACUAGAUUGGAUCCCACAAAAGCUAAUUCAUAUGUUGACCAACAUUUACCGUACCGUAUUUUGAAAUGCCAAAGCAAGAUUAGGACCAGCCCGGUACAAGAGCAGGUUUUGAGCAACGAAACAUUAAGGAAAGGCUAGGAAAACAGUAUCGUUUAUAUUUAGUGCCUUUAGCGUAACGGAGACAGGUGCAAAAAGCAUAAGCUAAUCCAGAGCCAACAGUGUAACCUUUUCGCAACAAAUCCGUGUGAAUCCGACGAAAUCGCGAGAAACGAUUGACAAUAAACACGUAACAGCUGUUUAUGCAUAACCGAACCUAACUUAUUGAAGAGUGCGACUCCGCGACCUUUUACAGAAUGUGACAAAACAAAAAAUCUCGCAUAUUUAUUUUGAUUUUAUUUAAAUUAUUCCGAUUGGUUAUUUAAUUCAUAAUAAUUUAUUCGCGUGCCGACAGAAAAACCGUAAUCAUUCAUAAUCGAUUUUAGCGCAAGGUGAAUGUAACAAAUAUUUCGCAUAAUCGUCACCACGUUAUAAGAAAAUGAAAAUAAGAAAGAGAUAAUCAUGAACACUUUGUCACAAAAAAGACCGAAAAAAUGAGACUAAUCAAUCACAAAUCAUCAGUACACUUCGACACUUACAAACACACAGAUACUUUCGAUGUGAGAUAGGUUUACUUAUUUACAAUAUGUAUAAGAACCGUUAUAAACAAUAGAGAUAGGAUAAGUACUGUUUAGUCUUGUUUAAAACCGAACGAGUGAGCUUAAUGUUGUGAUUUGGGAAACCUGCGACGAAGAUCAUUGGAGAAAAUUUCAGAAAGAAUGAAAUAAAAAAAUAACAUGAAAAACA
Armigeres subalbatus is the source of this 4550-nucleotide messenger RNA. RefSeq lists its product as uncharacterized. The transcript has 4 exons. Lineage: Eukaryota; Metazoa; Arthropoda; Insecta; Diptera; Culicidae. The coding region runs from base 945 to 3482 and encodes 845 amino acids. The record is from RefSeq and is a predicted model, not a curated record.